AGGAGCAACACAAUGUCUGCCACAACAGCUGAGCGUGUUGGGAGUUUGCCUAGCGGGGUUGGGAUCUGCAGGACAGCACCAGAUAUUUUAUACAUUCCUGAACUUAUCUGCGGGGGGCUGGUGUGGAUUCUGGUUGCUUCCACGCUGGUGAUCCCGGCCAACCCGCAGGGAUGGGUGAUGUUUGUGUCUAUUUUCUGCUUUAUAGUGACCUUCCUGUGGCUGGUGGUCUUCGCCUGCGAGGGGCACAAAAACAGCCAGGGUUGGGCAGCUGCGGACUGUGUGUAUCAUGCAGUGGCAGUAAUUCUAUAUCUCAGUGCCUCUGUGUCCCUCGCCAAAACAACCAUCGAUUUUCAGACUUCUGAUCCCACCUCCAAGACCUACAAAAUCGACAUCGCUGCAGUUGUGUUUUCAUUUCUGGCCACUCUACUCUACUUCAUACAUUUAAUUUUGUCUGCGAUCAGGUGGAAGACUUUCUAAAGAUCAUAUGAAGAGAACUUUGCUGCAUGACAGAUCUGUGAGAGUUUUUGUCCUUUAGGAAAGCGAAAUUGUUUUCCGAAAUAGCUUACCCAACAAUAAAAAAAAAUUAUGAGAGAGUGUAAGGGGGAAGGUAAUAUGUUCUGAAAAAUGCCUUUCUACAAAGCACACAGACAAUAUGUAAAUAUGAAGUGUGUAUCUAUAUAGUGUAAUCUAUAUUGAGAUUGCAGACAAACCAAGAAGGAAAGUCUGCAUAAUACUGACAAUUAUUUGUAAACUUUGUAACAUUUCAUGACUCAUGAGAGUUUAGCCCUCUCCUUGUAUCUGAUCAUAUUCCCAUUUGUCCACAACCUUUAAAAAUAUUCCGAAAAGAAAUGAUGGCAAGUAUUUUAGUAUAUUUAUUAUACAGCAAGUGCUAUGAUGUACAUGCAAGGCCAGGCAGGGUAGUCUAUCUUACCAUAGAUGUUUAACUGUGCUUUAUACCAUAGAUAUGUGAUGUCUUUGGUGUGCUGGAGGAAUAAACUGCAUUUUAGCCCGGGCUUGGUGCCCUUCA
Conger conger (European conger) is the source of this 1027-nucleotide messenger RNA. RefSeq names its product myelin and lymphocyte protein-like. Gene Ontology annotation, biological process: myelination. NCBI's taxonomy places the organism in Eukaryota, Metazoa, Chordata, Actinopteri, Anguilliformes, Congridae. Gene Ontology annotation, molecular function: structural constituent of myelin sheath. The coding region runs from base 13 to 477 and encodes 154 amino acids. The transcript is spliced from 4 exons. The record is from RefSeq and is a predicted model, not a curated record. Gene Ontology annotation, cellular component: membrane.